AUGACUGGUUUAACCAAUUCAAUUGCUAAUUUAUCAAUUGAAAGUCAACAAGAACAGUCACAAUCCCUCAAACCUGAAUCUAAAGCAUCAUUAUUAUUAGCAUGGCAAGUCAAAAAUAAACAUUGUUUGGUUAUUGGUGGUGGAGACGUUGCAUUAUCAAGAAUUUUACAUUUAAUCAGAGCUAAUGCCAAAAUUACGAUUAUAACAGGUUCAUCAUACAUACAUCCAGAGAUUUCACAAUUAAAUGAACAAGGUAAAAUUUACAAACUAUAUCAACGAGAUUAUAAAAAUUCAGAUCUAACAAUGUAUGAAAAUAUAAAUAGAAAUUUGGAUUUAGAUUCAAUAAAUGAAUCAAAUUAUAAAUCAAUUACUCAAUCUGUAUUUAAUGAAGUUUUUGACAUUGUUUGUUGCUGUAUUGAUGACUAUAAAUUAAGCGAAUUGAUUUAUUAUCAAUGUAAAUAUUUAAGAUUACCUGUAAAUAUAGCUGAUAAACCAACAUUAUGUGAUUUUUAUUUUGGUUCAAUGAUUAAUCAAGAUAAUUUACAAAUUAUGAUAAGUACAAAUGGAAAAUCUCCAAGAUUAAGUAGAAUGAUCAAAGAUGAAAUUGCAAAAGAAUUUGAAAAUAUAGAUUUAAAUAAAGCAAUUGAUAAUUUAGGUUUGAUAAGAAGUAGAUUACGUGAAAUGAAAUUAAUAAAUGAUGAUUUGGUAACCAUAGAUACUAGAAUGACAUGGAUUAAAACUUUAACUGAUUUUUUCACUUUAAAACAAUGGAGUGAAUUAGAUUUAAUCCCACCAAGUUCAAAACCUCCUUAUGAUAAUAGAUUUAAAUACAUUGAUAAUAUUAUAAAUUAUUUUCCCGAUUAUCCACCAAAAGAUUAUCAAGAGUUUAAAGAGAAAAUACUCGAAGAAGAUGAAUAA
This is a messenger RNA of Insectozyma verbasci, 918 nucleotides long. NCBI's taxonomy places the organism in Eukaryota, Fungi, Ascomycota, Pichiomycetes, Serinales, Debaryomycetaceae. The record is from the annotation of a GenBank genome assembly.